Molecule: messenger RNA, 8082 nt
Organism: Gadus macrocephalus (Pacific cod)
Lineage: Eukaryota; Metazoa; Chordata; Actinopteri; Gadiformes; Gadidae
Gene: otofa
Product: otoferlin a
Exons: 47
Coding region: 285-6452 (2055 amino acids)
Biological process (GO): plasma membrane organization; synaptic vesicle priming
Cellular component (GO): synaptic vesicle membrane; presynaptic active zone membrane
Molecular function (GO): AP-2 adaptor complex binding; calcium ion binding
Source: RefSeq, a predicted model, not a curated record
CAAACACUCCCCCCCUGACUUGAUGCGCUCAACGAAGCCUCGUGAACGCACGGCAGACGCAGUGGAUGCGUGGACGCACUUAGUUCAUGAAUGGUUGGAAGCGUUUCUUUCUUUACGAGAAGACUUCAGCAGAGCUCCAGCAUGGACACCAAGGGCUGCUCCUCCGGACCGGGGCGCAGCGGGAGGCUCACAUAGAAGUCGCCGACAAGCACCACGACAAUCCUACAGUCAAGUUUAGAGUUUGAAGAAAGACAGCGAUUUGAUCAGCAGCCACGGAUUAAAUAAUGGCUUUAUUGGUUCAUCUGAAGAAGGUCUCCUUUCUUCGCGGCAAAGGGGACCGCAUCGCCAAAGUUACAUUCCGAGGGCUGUCCUUCUACAGCCGCGUGGUGGACAACUGUGACGAGGAGGCCCACUUUAAUGAGACGUUCCGAUGGCCGACCGGCAGCAAGCUGGAUGGCAACGAGAUAUUGGAGGUGCAAGUGUUGAACUACAGCAAGGUCUUCACCAACAGACUGGUGGGAACCUUCCAGAUGGUUCUGCAGAAGGUGGCACAGGACGGCCACCUGGAGCUGACUGACACGCUGGUGGACGACAACAACACCGCCACCAAGACCAGCGUUACCAUAGAGAUCAAGUACCAGACGCUGGACGGCUCGGCGGGCAUGUGGAGUGACGGGGAGUUCCUGGACGUCCCGGAGGACGGGACCUUCUCCUUCGAGACGGAUAGCCUGCUGUCGGGCCAGAGCCACAGCUCUGGGAUGUCCGCCAAGCGCUCCCUCCAGGGCUCCAUCCCCACCUUCCGCAAAGCUGGGAAAGGUGUGUUCUCAGCCAUGAAGCUCGGCAAGAUGAAGAGCUCCAAAGACGACCACAGGAGAGGAGAUGAGCCGGCCGUCCUGGACAUGGAGGAUCUGGAUAGGAGGGCCAUCCGUCUGGCCGGCCCCCUGGACCCCGACACCAUCUCCCUGGCCUCGGUGACCGCCGUCACCACCAACGUGUCCAACAAGAGGUCAAAGCCAGACAUCAAGAUGGAACCGAGCGCUGGUCGACCGGUGGAUUAUCAGAUCAGCAUCACGGUGAUCGAGGCGCGGCAGCUGGUGGGACUCAACAUGGACCCGGUGGUCUGUGUGGAGAUCGGGGACGACAAGAAGUACACCUCCAUGAAGGAAUCCACCAACUGCCCCUACUACAAUGAGUACUUUGUCUUCGACUUCCACGUCCCGCCGGACGUCAUGUUCGACAAGAUUAUCAAACUCUCGGUUAUCCACUCAAAGAACCUUCUGCGGAGCGGAACGCUGGUGGGAACCUUCAAACUGGAUGUUGGCACCGUUUACUCACAGCCUGAGCACCAGUUCUACCACAAGUGGGCCAUGAUGUCGGACCCGGACGACAUCACAGCCGGGUGCAAAGGAUACAUUAAGUGUGACAUCGCCGUGGUUGGGAAGGGGGAUACCAUAAAGACCCCGCAUAAGGCCAAUGAGACCGAUGAAGACGACAUAGAGGGGAACCUGCUGCUACCAGAGGGGGUCCCAGUGGAGAGACAGUGGGCCAGGUUCUACGUGAAGAUCUACCGGGCCGAGGGCCUCCCAAAGAUGAACACCAACAUCAUGGCCAACGUCAAGAAGGCCUUCAUCGGGGAGAGCAGAGACCUGGUGGACCCCUAUGUCCAAGUGCAGUUUGCUGGCCAGAAGGGAAAGACCACAGUCCAGAAGAGCAGCUACGAGCCCAUCUGGAAUGAGCAGAUCAUCUUCACCGAGAUGUUCCCGCCACUUUGCAAACGCAUGAAGGUCCAGAUACGAGACUCGGAUAAGGUCAACGAUGUUGCCAUAGGGACCCACUUCAUUGACCUUCGCAAGAUAUGUAACGAGGGGGACAAAGGCUUCCUUCCGACCAUGGGCCCGGCCUGGGUCAACAUGUACGGCUCCACCCGGCAGUACACCCUGAUGGACGAGCACCAGGACCUCAACGAGGGCCUGGGGGAGGGAGUGUCCUUCAGAGCCCGCCUCCUGGUGUCGGUUGCCGUGGAGAUCCUGGACACCACCUCCACGGAGAUCGUCAGCUCCACGGAGGUACAGGUGGAGUCUGUCUCCAACAUCUCGGAGAGCGCCACAGGGAAAAUAGAAGAAUUCUUCCUGUUUGGCUCAUUCCUGGAGGCCACCAUGAUUGAUCGUAAAAUUGGGGACAAAUCCAUCAGCUUUGAGGUCACAAUAGGUAACUACGGUAACCAGAUAGACGGGGUGAGCAAGCCGUCGUCAGCCAAGAAGAGGAAGAAAGACGGGGAGAGUGAGGAAGAGGAGUCGGACCUGAUCCAGAACUCCAGCGAGGACGAGGCUGAAGAGGAGGGGGAGCUGCUGUCCGUCUCCUCCACCCCCCCCCUGAAGCCCUUCAUCACAGACAGGAACUACUUCCACCUGCCCUACUUUGAGAAGAAGCCCUGCAUCUACAUCAAGAGCUGGUGGCAGGACCAGCGGCGGCGGCUGUACAACUCAAACAUCAUGGACAAGAUGGCCGACAAGCUGGAGGAGGGUUUGAACGACGUCCAGGAGAUCAUCAAGACGGAGACGGCCUUCCCCGAGCGCAGACUCAGAGGAGUGCUGGAGGAACUGGGCGCAGGCUGCAAUCGUUUCAUGGCGCUGGCUAACAAGGAUAUGAACCAAGCUGGCAGAACUAGGCUGGACAGAGAGCGGCUCAAAUCCUGCAUGAGAGAGAUGGACAGUAUGGGCCAGCAGGCCAAGCAGCUGCGCACGCAGGUGAAGAGGAACACCAUCAAAGAGAAGCUCAAGCUGGUUCAGAACUUCCUGCAGAGGCUUCGCUUCCUGGCUGACGAGCCUCAGCACAGUAUCCCAGACAUCUUCAUCUGGAUGAUGAGCAACAACAAGCGCGUGGCGUACGCCCGCGUCCCCUCCAAGGACAUCCUCUACUCCAUCGUGGACGAGGAGACCGGGAAGGACUGUGGCAAAGUCAAAGCCGCCUUCCUCAGGCUCCCCGGGAAGAAGGGGUUCGGGCCGGCCGGCUGGACGGUGCAGGCCAAGCUGGAGCUCUACCUGUGGCUGGGGCUCAACAAGCAGAGGAAGGACUUCCUGUGCGGCCUGCCCAACGGCUUUGAGGAGACCAAAGCCGCCAGGACGGGGCCAGGGCUCCAGUCCGUGCCCCCCAUCAGCCUCGUCUACAACAUGAAGCAGGUGUUCCAGCUGAGAGCUCACAUGUACCAGGCCCGGAGUCUGUUUGCUGCCGACAGCAGCGGCCUCUCGGACCCCUUUGCCAGGGUGUUCUUCUCCUCCCACAGCCAGGUCACGGAGGUGCUGAGUGAGACGCUGUGUCCCACCUGGGACCAGCUGCUGGUGUUUGACGACGUGGAGCUGUUCGGGGAGGCCAGCGAGCUGAGGGAUGACCCCCCCAUCAUCGUGGUGGAGAUCUACGACCAGGACACUGUGGGUAAAGCUGAGUUCAUAGGUCGGGCAUUUGCCAAGCCCAUCACCAAGAUGUGUGACGAGCACUACGGCCCCCCCCGGUUCCCCCCGCAGCUGGAGUACUACCAGCUGUACCGCGGGAACAACACCGCGGGGGACCUGCUGGCCGCCUUCGAGCUGCUCCAGAUGCCUUUUGAUGAAGAGGAGAUGAGACGAGCUCUGAUCAACGUACAUAGUUUCGCUGUUCCUCAGAUAAAGAUUGGCCAAGCAGGGAAGGCCGGGCUCCCCCCCAUAGAUGGGCCCACCGACCCUGAACGGGGACCCAUCCUCCCGGUGCCCCUGGGCAUCAGGCCGGUUCUGAGCCGCUACCGCAUAGAGGUGCUGUUCUGGGGCCUCAGGGGCCUGAAGAGGGUGAACCUGGCCCUGGUGGACCGGCCCCGAGUGGACAUAGAGUGUGCCGGCAGAGGGGUUCAAUCGGCCCUCAUCCAGAACUACAAGAAGAACCCAAACUUCAGCUGCCUGGUCAAGUGGUUCGAGGUGGACCUGCCGGAGAACGAGCUGCUCCACCCUCCUCUGAACAUCCGAGUGGUGGACUGCCGGGCGUUCGGCCGCUACACCCUGGUGGGCUCCCACGCCGUCACCAGCCUCCGGAGGUUCAUCUACAGCCCCCCCGACAAGACCUCCAACAACUGGGCCAGUGCAGCUAAGCUAAUGAACGGCUACAUGGUCCUGACCAAUGGCGGCUCGCGCUCCGGCUCCUCACCCAGCCUGUACUCCCGCCCCCCGUCCCGCACCCUCUCUCGACCUGCAGGUGAUAUCCUCCUCAGCAUGGACUCCGAGCCCUCAGUCAGGAAGAUGGACACCGUGGUCAAACUGGAGGCCACAUCUGAUGCAGUGGUCAAGGUGGACAUGAAGGAAGUGGAGAAUGAGAAGGACAAGAAGAAGAAGAAGAAGAAGAAGAAGGGCGAGGCAGAGGAGGAGGAGGAGACUGACGAGAGCACGCUGGACUGGUGGUCCAAAUACUUUGCUUCAAUUGAGACACACAUGGAGAUCCUGAAGGCCCAGGAGGCGGCCCAGGCGGAGGCAGAGGAGCGCGAGGACCUGGAGAUCGCCGCGGAGGGAGCAGAUCUGAUCCACCCCGACGACCUGCUUACCAAAGGCUCAAAGGGCAGGGACAAGGGCCGAGACAGGAGGGGGCCCAAGGACAGGAAGAAAGCCGGCCACGUCAUGGAGGGCCCAGAGAAACGAGGCCCCCGGCCCCGAGUGGACGAGUUGCUGGUGUACAACCAGGAGCUGGAGGAUGAGUAUGGUAACUUUGAGGACUGGCUGCACACCUUCAACCUGUACCGAGGCAAGGCCGGGGACGACGACGAGCGCGCCCUGGACGACGACCGGAUCGUGGGCAGGUUCAAGGGCUCCCUGUGCAUGUACAAGGUGCCCCUGUCCGAGGAGAUCACCAGGGACGCGGGCUUCGACCCCAACAUGGGCAUGUUCCAGAGCAUUCCUCACAACGACCCAAUCAACGUCCUGGUGCGCGUGUACGUGGUCAGGGCGACAGACCUUCACCCUGCCGACAUCAAUGGCAAGGCAGACCCUUACAUCGUCAUCAAACUGGGCAAGUCGGACUUCCGUGACAAGGAGAACUACAUCUCCAAGCAGCUCAACCCCGUCUUUGGCAAGUCCUUUGACAUCGAGGCCACCUUCCCCAUGGAGUCCAUGCUCACGGUGUCGGUGUACGACUGGGACCUGGUGGGCACAGACGACCUGAUCGGGGAGACCAAGAUUGACCUGGAGAACCGCUUCUACAGCAAGCACAGAGCCACCUGUGGCAUCAGCUCCACCUACUCUGUGAAUGGAUACAACGUGUGGCGGGACCCUAUGAAGCCCAGCCAGAUCCUGGCCAAGCUGUGCAAAGAGGGCAAGCUGGAGGCGCCUCAGUACGGCCCGGGGGGGAAGGUGAAGGUGGCCAACCGCAUCUUCUUUGGCGCCGCCGAGAUCGAAGACGAAAGCGGUAUGAAGAGACAGACGGAGGAGCACCUAGCUCUGACCGUGUUGAGGCACUGGGAGGAGAUCCCCAGGGUGGGCUGCCCCCUCAUCCCCGAGCAUGUGGAGACCCGACCCCUCCUGAACCCGGAUAAACCCGGCAUCGAACAAGGCCGGAUCGAGAUGUGGGUGGACAUGUUCUCCAUGGACAUGCCAGCGCCCGGGCCCGCCAUCGACAUAUCACCGCGGAAACCCAAGAGCUUUGAGCUUCGUGUAAUUAUUUGGAACACUGAUGACGUAAUUCUAGAGGACGAUGGUUUCAUGACAGGAGAGAAGAUGUCUGACAUCUAUGUCAGGGGAUGGCUGAAAGGCCAGCAAGAGGACAAGCAGGACACGGAUGUGCACUACCACUCGCUGACGGGCGAGGGCAACUUCAACUGGCGCUUCGUCUACCCCUUCGAGUACCUGAUGGCCGAGGAGAAGAUCGUCAUCUCCAAGAAGGAGUCCAUGUUCUCCUGGGACGAGACCGAGUACAAGAUCCCGGCCCGCCUCACGCUGCAGGUCUGGGACGCCGACCACUUCUCCGCCGAUGACUUCCUGGGUGCUAUCGAGUUGGACCUGAACCGGUUCCCUCGUGGCGCUAAGACAGCCAAGCAGUGCUCCAUCAACAUGGUCCGCAAGGAGCUGCAGCUACCCACCAUCUCCAUCUUCAAGCAGAAGAGGGUGAAGGGGUGGUGGCCCUUCGUGGCCCGUGAUGAGAACGAUGAGAUAGAGCUCACGGGUAAAGUGGAAGCAGAGCUCCACCUAAUGACAGCGGAGGAGGCUGAGAAGAGCCCUGUUGGUCUGGGACGCAAUGAGCCAGACCCCCUGGAGAAACCAAAUCGCCCAGACACCACGUUCCUGUGGUUCUUGAGCCCGCUGAAGGCCAUCCGCUACCUGAUCUGCAACCGCUACAAGUGGCUGAUCAUCAAGAUGGUGCUGGCCACGCUGCUUCUCAUCAUGCUGGGCCUCUUCCUCUACAGCAUGCCGGGGUACCUGGUAAAGAAGAUGCUAGGGGCCUGAGGCGGCCCCACGGGGCCCCGUGGGAGCCUGAGGGGGUGGUGGGGGUCCGUUGAGGCGGGUUGCUUGGGGAGGGGGGGAGGGGCGGCUCUUGGCUCUGGAAUGUCUUCCGCCCUCUCCAUCCCUACCCAGGAAAGAGAGGAAGCGGCAUGGUCUCUCCCUUCUCUAUGUCUUAUUUUUCGUAGAGAAGGAAGAGAUACAUUGAAGACCCAAAAGCAAUAUAUUUCCUUUGUACUACUGGGAUAGCCAGAUAUUGAGAUGUAUAUCCACAUCGCUCAGGUCACCUGGAGUGGGGGGGUGUGGGAGGGGGGGGGGGGGGGCAACAACUACUGUCGUUAUCCAAAGAUGACAACAAUAACUAAAAAACAUAGCAUUAUGACCAAGUAAAUAAUAUCUGGACUCAACCUAAUCAGCAAAUCACCUCCAACAACAUGCACCAAGGUGAAACCAAGAUCUCAACCUAAACCACGCCUACCAAGCAAUGUUACUUGGGAGGGACUUCUCCUUUAUGUCUUUGUACAGAUUUUGAUGAUCUUUAUAUUUAUCAAGGGAAGAGUUAAUAAAUGAUUGCAUGGACAACCUUCCUAGUAUAACAUCUUGGUGUUAUACUAUGGUUUAUUAGUGCUUAAAUGUUAUUGAUUUAAUAUGAUAGAGAACAAAUUAGAAAAUAUGUCCCGUUAUAAAGGGCAUUGUUCCCUCUUCAUUAUUGCAGUCUUUGCACAAUUCAGAAAUAAUAAGCACAUAAAAUUAAUCAACAAAAAUCUGAAAUAUAUCUAUUUUCAUAACCUGAUUAUAUCCAUUUGGGCGAAGAUCAAGCUUAUAUUAAAGUCUGAAAUCAACGAUGCUCUGCAUAUUGUGUAGGUAAAUUUGCAUUUCCAGCAUAUUUUAUUGAACAAAAGUGUGUUAGGGAACAGUGAAGGAACAGUGUUAGCAAGAGUGUUAGGGAACAGUGAAGGAACAGUGAGGGAACAAGCAGCAUUUUCUAACAGCCUUUGAAUAGCAAUGCUUAUAAGCACACAAUAGAUAGGGAUGGUGCCAGCCUACCAUUUCCCACUAUCAACGCAUCUGAAAACAUGAUCACACUGCUUGUUCCAAACCCCUCAUCGGGCCGCCCCGCGGGGACAAAAUCUCAUCUGAGAAUCACUUGCAACCAGCUCAGGUCUGAUUACAAAAGUACACCUUCACGGGUAUUAACUGUGUUUCACCAAAAAGUAGUCUUAGACACCAGUAGCAUGCCUUUGUGUUUUUGACCUUCAACUGACCAGAGGUCAUGCGUCUUUUGGCAUGGCUGUCUUUCUAUAGUUCCACCCUAACCAAAUCACUGAACCCUGCUGUCCCCCAACGAGUUUUCUUGUUAUGAAAAGUUGAAGUGCACUUGAAAGGUGUGACAGGGCCUGAGCCUGAACAAGGGGUUGUUGAAGACGGCGUUCUGUACGGUCUUUAAAUUGUCCUUUUGCCUGUGCUUGACCAAUGUUUUCUGUGAAGUCGUCUUCUGUAUUUCAUCGACACUCUUGUUUGCACUUAACCUGCCUGUUUGUAUGAAAAUUAACUGGAUUCCUAAACUUGUGUAACUGUGUGAGCAAUAUUUAUUUGUGCUGAUUUACUGAUUUGAAAUAAACUAAAUAUAAUUACA